ACAAAACCCUCAGUCAAUCCGCCGCUAUAUACACGCCGGCAGGCGUCAUAUUUCCAGGUCUCGAUCGUCGGAGAAGGAGGAGGAGAGGAAACAUAUAUAACGGCGACAUGUCCCGUUGCGUGGAUCCGCUGGUGGUGGGGCGGGUGAUCGGCGAGGUGGUGGACAUGUUCGUGCCGUCGGUGGCCAUGGCGGUGGCCUACGGCGCCAGGGACCUCAGCAACGGCUGCCACGUCAAGCCCUCCCUGGCCGCCGACCAGCCGCUCGUCCGCAUCUCCGGCCGCCGCAACGACCUCUACACCCUCGUGAUGACGGAUCCCGACGCGCCUAGCCCCAGCGAGCCCACCAUGAGGGAGUACCUCCACUGGAUAGUGGUUAACAUACCGGGUGGAACAGAUGCAACUAAAGGUGAGGUGGUGGUGCCGUACAUGGGGCCGCGGCCGCCGGUGGGGAUCCACCGGUACGUGCUGGUGCUGUUCGAGCAGAAGACGCGCUUCCCCUACGUGGACGCGGCGUCGCCGGAGGACCGCGCCUACUUCAACACCCGCGCCUUCGCCGGCAACCACGAGCUCGGCCUCCCCGUCGCCGUCGUCUACUUCAACUCCCAGAAGGAGCCCUCCGGACACCGCCGCCGCUGAGGCAUGCAAUUAAUCACGCUGCAUGCCAAACAGAGCGAUGCAGACUUAUCCCGGUGAAGAAUAAUAGCCGAGCUUCCAUAUAUAUAUAUGCAUGCCAGCAACUGCUAUGUGUUGCUUUUAAUUACUGUUGUGUAAUCGCACUGUGCUUGUGUAUGCAUGCAUGAGAUGAGAUGCAUGGGAACCGAUAUAUUUUGGGGUUUUGCAGCAUAAGUCUGCAUGCCUCCGCGCGACGGGUGUUUCCCGCCGCGCCUUCUUGUAAUAAUAGUAGAAUGCAGCCGCGCUUAGUAAUUUCUUCUUGUUUGGUCCUCAA
This is a messenger RNA of Hordeum vulgare subsp. vulgare (domesticated barley), 945 nucleotides long. Its product is annotated as protein MOTHER of FT and TFL1 homolog 2-like. NCBI's taxonomy places the organism in Eukaryota, Viridiplantae, Streptophyta, Magnoliopsida, Poales, Poaceae. The record is from RefSeq and is a predicted model, not a curated record. The coding region runs from base 108 to 635 and encodes 175 amino acids. The transcript is spliced from 4 exons.